CGAACAAUCUUUUUACCAGAAAGCACUGCUUCAUCUUUACAAGAAAUCGCCCGGCUCGCUCUGUUUAACGCACGAAGGAAGCCGACUAUGAACGAACUCGAAGGAUUUAUAUGGCGUUUCUAGAUUUCUCUCAUUCUAUUGUUCUCAGACCAGUAUCCACGUUGACGAGAAUUGCAACCUUAGCCCGAGCAUUCAACUGGUUCCAUGUAUUUCUACAUCAAUUUCUGAUUGCUGGUUCACUCUUGUUCGACUCUCACUCAAGCUCUCCUCCCUCCCAGAUGACUCAUUUUUAAGCAUAACUACCAGUUUUGAAGUGGUAAUUAAGGUAUCUACAAGCAAUGGAUUCACCUGAAUCCAGCAGGAAUUAUGUAAAGAGAGAUGUAGAAGAUGGUUUGGGUGUGAAGACUGAUAGGGCAGGAGAUGAUGAAGGGUGGGACGGCAGUGAUAGGAGAAAACAUAGAUCAAGUAGGUCGAGAAAGUCGAGCAAUGGAGAAGAUGUCGAUGGAUUAGACAAUAGUGGUAGAAAAAAAACAUAUGGGGAUAGAAGUGAUAGUCGAAAAAGGUCAGGAGGCUCCAGUAGAGGAGGUAGCGAGGAAGAUGAAUAUGAUUCAAGGAAAGAAUCACGUUCAAAACAGACAAAAAAGAAACAAGAGGAGAGCACCUUGGAAAAACUUAGUAGUUGGUACCAGGAUGGAGAAUUGGAUAAUAGGAAAGAUGUUGGGGAUAAGUCAGGAAGUCGAGGACUUGGCAAAGCAGAUGAAAAUGAAAAAAGAAAAAUGACUUCGAAGUUUUCUGAGCAUGAAAGUUCUCAGAGUAGAAGCAAAAACAAAGAAGAAAGAUCUCACGAUGGAGAAUCUGAAAAAACACUGGAUCGAGAUUCCAGAUAUUCAGAAAAGAGACACAGUAGCCGGGAGAAAGGUCAUGGAUCUUCUGAGCAGGCAAGGAGAUCUCGGAGAAGAUGGGACGAACCAGACACUGUCAAGAAAAUCGAAGAAAGUUAUUCUGAAAAAGUUGAGGGUAGAAGUGGUAAGACUUCUGAUUUGAAGUUUGAGAGUCCUAGAGAGAAAAGCAUGCCCUCAAAAAAUGAAGCCAGUGAGAGUAAGGUUCAGGGAUUAGAUUUGUUCAAUGACAAGAGUACAAAGUCUAACUACAGGGAGGAUAAAAAACUUGAUGUUGAGAGAGGGAAGAGCAGAGGUAAGACAGAAGUGCAGGAAGAAGGUAGUAGGGCGAGCUCAGUUUCUCGUGAAGAUAAAUCAAGCAGAGAAAAAUCUGAAAAAUAUAGGCAGCAAAAAAUUUCUACUAGUAGAGAUGUUGCAAAUAGUCGGGAUAAAGUGCCCAUUGGUGAUGAUGAUGGACGAACGUGGACUAGAGAUAAAGGUGCAAGAGACGUUGGGAAUGUCGACAAGUCCAAGAGUCCUGAGAGAACAGAGAGGCAUCAAGAGUCAGACUACAUAGAUGUGGAGUAUGAAAGAGGUUUUAACCACAAGCGAAAGGAACUAGAAAAAGAUGGUUAUAGGGAUGAUAGAUCAAAAGGCAGAGAUGAUAGUUGGAGUGAUCGGAACAGAGAUCGGGAAGGUAAUGUUGACAAUUGGAAAAGACGUCAACAUGGAAACCAAGACAGUGAUACAAAAUCAGGGGAUUAUAUGUAUGAUCAUGGAAGGGAGUGGGAUCUGCCUAGACAUGGCCGUGAGCGGAUUGAUAGUGAAAGGCCUCAUGGUAGGUCUAGUAAUCGGAAAGAUGGAAUCAGGAAUGAAGCGGUGAAGACAUCGUCGAACUUUGGCAUUUUGAACGAGAAUUAUGAUGUGAUAGAGAUCCAAACCAAACCUUUGGAUUAUGGAAGAGUAGAGUCUGGAAACUUUGCUAGGAGGGCUGAAGCUGCCCAACAAUCUGAAGGUAAGUUUGCAUCAAGUGAUGGUGAGUGGAUGCAUCAGCAGGAAGGAAGGGCAAGGAGAACUGAUAACUAUGGUCCCGGUCAAUCUGAUGGAGAUUUGAAGGAGAGAUAUGCAGAUGAAGGUGGGAUAACACAAGAUCAGAAUUCAUGGAGGGAUGAGUUUGAUUUUCAUGGCGGGAAGGGAAGAGGCCAGAAAGGCGUAAAUUCAAGUCGCAUUGCUGGUGGUCAAAGUUCUAGCAGUGGUUCACAGCAGCUAUAUGGCAACCAAGAGCCAGGAUCCUUCAACCGAGUUGCACAGCAAGGAAUGAAAGGGAAUAGAGUAGGGAGAGGAGGCAGGGGAAGACCUUCUGGCAGAGAGAGUCAACAGGGCGGAAUUCCAUUGCCAAUGAUAGGAUCUCCUUUUGGACCUCUAGGAAUUCCUCCGCCAGGACCAAUGCAGCCACUCACUCCUGGCAUGUCACCUGGUCCAGGCCCACCAGUAUCUCCAGGUGUCUUUAUCCCACCAUUCUCCCCUCCAGUUUGGCCUGGUGCUCGUGGUAUUGAUAUGAAUAUGUUAGCUGUUCCACCAGGACCUUCAGGACCUAGGUUUCCUCCAACCAUAGGGACACCACCAAAUGCUGCCAUGUAUUUUAAUCAAUCAGGCUCUGGUAGAGGUGUUUCUUCAGGUGUAGCUGGGCCUGGUUUCAAUACUUCUGGACCAGGGGGACGAGGCACUCAACCUGACAAAAACCCUAGUGGUUGGGCUGCCCAGAAAAGUAUUGGUCCUCCUGGCAAGGCGCCUUCAAGAGGAGAGCAGAAUGAUUAUUCUCAAAAUUUUGUUGACACAGGAAUGCGACCACAAAAUUUUAUCCGGGAGCUGGAACUUACAAAUGUAGUAGAGGACUAUCCCAAGCUUAGAGAACUUAUACAAAAAAAGGAUGAAAUAGUAGCCAAUUCUGCGUCUCCUCCUAUGUAUUACAAAUGUGAUCUGAGAGACUUUGAACUUUCACCAGAAUUUUUUGGAACCAAGUUUGAUGUCAUUCUCAUUGACCCCCCAUGGGAAGAAUAUGUUCAUCGUGCUCCUGGUGUUGCUGAUCACAUGGAAUACUGGACUUUUGAAGAAAUUAUGAAUCUUAAAAUUGAGGCAAUAGCCGAUACACCUUCUUUCAUAUUCCUAUGGGUUGGCGACGGUGUUGGCCUUGAGCAGGGUCGUCAAUGUCUGAAGAAGUGGGGGUUCCGACGCUGUGAGGAUAUUUGUUGGGUGAAGACGAACAAAAGUAAUGCAACUCCAGGCUUACGGCAUGAUUCCCACACUCUUUUCCAGCACUCCAAGGAGCAUUGUCUCAUGGGGAUUAAAGGAACUGUACGUCGCAGUACUGAUGGUCAUAUAAUCCAUGCAAACAUCGAUACUGAUGUAAUUAUUGCCGAGGAGCCUCCUUAUGGUUCAACCCAGAAGCCCGAAGAUAUGUACAGGAUAAUUGAGCAUUUUGCCCUUGGCCGCAGGAGGUUAGAGCUCUUUGGUGAGGACCAUAAUAUUCGAGCUGGGUGGCUAACCGUCGGUAAAGAACUGUCUUCAUCAAAUUUUCUUUCCGAGGCAUAUAUCAAGAACUUUGCUGACAAAGAUGGGAAAGUUUGGCAAGGUGGAGGAGGCCGAAAUCCACCCCCAGAAGCAUCUCAUCUUGUUAUGACGACCCCAGAAAUAGAGUUGCUUAGGCCAAAAUCACCCAUGAAAAACCAGCAACAAAUGCAGCAGCAACAAUCAGCAUCUUUAACAGCAGCCUCCUCAACGAACCGGAGGCCAACUGGGAACUCGCCGCAGAAUCCAACCGGUUUAGAUGUUUCAAAUUCUAACCCUAUGACACUUCCCCCUUGGGGUUCACAAAUGGAGGGUUUUAAAGGACGAGAAGCCAACAAUAUUCCUCUAGGCGAUAAAGUUUUUGAUGUGUACGGGUUCGGCGAGCAGCCAAGCGGAGAGUAUGUCGAUUUUGAAUCUCAUAGACAGAUAAAUAUGAUGUAACAUAGUUAUAUAAAUCAUUGGCAUGCGAAUGUGCUUCGAUGUAGCUUCUUAAUUUUUUCUCAUAAAAGAAAAGUUUGAAACAUUUUUACGGCGUUGCCAUUUCCAUUACUUGAAUUUGUAGUUGUAUUUGCAUAUUGUUAUAUUGUUAUCCCAAAUUUGGGAUUCCAGAACUAUGGGCUUCCUGCAAUUCAAAGGAAAUUCUAUAACUUGGUAGCCCAA
Benincasa hispida (wax gourd) is the source of this 4106-nucleotide messenger RNA. Its product is annotated as Methyltransferase MT-A70 family protein. Lineage: Eukaryota; Viridiplantae; Streptophyta; Magnoliopsida; Cucurbitales; Cucurbitaceae. Gene Ontology annotation, molecular function: mRNA binding; methyltransferase activity. Gene Ontology annotation, cellular component: RNA N6-methyladenosine methyltransferase complex; nucleus. Gene Ontology annotation, biological process: mRNA modification; methylation. The record is from RefSeq and is a predicted model, not a curated record.